Dermacentor albipictus is the source of this 2725-nucleotide messenger RNA. RefSeq lists its product as uncharacterized. Gene Ontology annotation, cellular component: cytoplasm. Lineage: Eukaryota; Metazoa; Arthropoda; Arachnida; Ixodida; Ixodidae. Gene Ontology annotation, molecular function: glycosyltransferase activity. The record is from RefSeq and is a predicted model, not a curated record.
CUCGCGCAGGCGCAAACUUUCUCCCGCCGUGUCUUUUACUUUUUUUUUUCUUAGCCGCGGUCCAGGCGACUCCUCCCAGCGCUCCACCGGCGAGGCGGCUUAUUUCGCCGUGCGAGCAACAACGCCCAGUCAGUCGGGCCGCCUCUUCGAUCCGCGGCGCGCAAGCGCGCCCUGUUUGAGCCGCGCUAUCCUUUUGAAGGCUCGAGUUCGUGAACCACAGCGUGGACUCCGGCGCUGACAGCUCUCGUUCGCGACUCGCUGAGUUUUCUUUUCUCGGCGUUCGCAAUCUGGUGACGCGUGCUUGGCACGGAGAGCGAACGGAAUGUCGUUGGGCACCGUCGUAUCGCGCGACUUCCCGGAAUACCAGCGCAUAGCUUGCGUCGACGACAGUGUCUCUUCGCUUUAAUACUUCUGAAUGCUCCAGCGUAGCCUUAGUAUGUCGUAACUUAAUUUCUAAAAUGCGCGGAAAAAUAUCGCGCGCGGUCUCCCGGGCUCAAGGUGAGAUGGAAGUUCAAGCAGGAGACACGCAGACUUGACAUUUGCAGUCUUCACUCAACGUAGAGGACUUUCACCAGCCUUUUGACUGAAGCGGCGAGAUUAUAGUGCUCCUUCUAUAGUGGAACUACUUCGAAAGUAUCUGUGGAUUACUUCACCUUGGAAUACGCUUCGCGGCUGUCGACGUCUCCUGCAAUGCUUCGUUAAUGGUACUAAUCGGCCGUCGAGCUUCCUUUGCCCGCUACCGUAGAAGAAACGUCACGGGUGUUCGCACCACAGCAGCCCAUGUCAGUUCCUGUUCCGGAUGAUGACCAGAUGGACGCCACGACGGUGGCGAGUAGAACGGCACAGAGGUGCUGGUCUUGUCUUCCGGCUCAUCAGGGCAGUGUCACUUCUGGUCGCCGUGCUCACCGUCAUAUUCUGGACGCAGGCUCUUUAUCGAUUUUCCGGUAUUUCCGAUCAAAAUGUAGAAGAAGGUGACGCGGUUUUUCCACCGUCUGCGAAAACUCAUUUCACAGUUGCCUUUGUAGGCGCACCUGUAAUAUCAAACACAUCUCCCAAGAGCGAGUUAUCUCGGAGACAAAAAAGCCCGUCAUUAUCACCAACAGCAAGACUGCACCUGCAGGACACGUUUAAGGAGCAACCACAGAGCGAAGGCGACUGGGUGUCCACCGACACCUACCCGAGGACAAAGUUAAAGGUAUUCCUCUACUCGGCGUACUUGGACAACCGCCUCGCCGUCCCGGUGGUUCGGGUUAUCGGCGCUUACGCCAGCGUCGGCGGCGCCCAAAUCUCCUGCAGACUUGAGUACGCCAACGGUGACGCCAACGUGGUCGCCGCUGCACAGAAGACCAUUAACGAGAACUGGAAGCUCAAGUAUGGCGCGGCCUUCUUCUCGUGUCCCUACUCGGACGACGCGGACAAUGCACCACCCAUUCGCGUGCGAUUGAAGGAGACCUAUGAGCUGCAGUGGAGCCCUUGGAUACCAGUAUGGCCCCUGGAGACGAGACCUGGCGAAGCGACCGGCCGCUUCGCGGUCUGCGUCAAGCCCCUUCACUACGAGUACGACAGGGCAUCGUGGCUGGCAGAGUUUGUAGAGUUCCACCGGAUCGUCGGCGUGGACCGCUUCUUCUUCUACAACCACAGCAUUGGCGCCAACGUAGAGCGUCUGCUACGGGUGUACAUUGGAAAAAGCGUCGUCACGAGUCUUCCGUGGAACCUGGACAUCAAGUCCCAAAAAGAAAUCCGCACCGAAGGUCUGUUCGCAGCUCUCAACGACUGCGUGUACCGCAGCAUAAACCACUUCGACUACGUCCUGGUGCUCGACCUGGACGAGUUCGCCGUGCCUAGGAAGGACGACAGCCUGCCCGCCAUGGUGACGAGGCUGAAGCGCCUCGCGCCCCGGACGAUGAGUUACGUGCUGCUGAACAGUUUCUUUUACCUGUACUGGGAAAACGACACGGCCGCCUACGGGGCCCUGCCGGAGACGUCCCCCCUGGAGAUCCCGUACCUGCUCACGCAGUUCAAGACUCGGCGGUCGAGGAAGGUGUUCCGAGUGGGCUCGCGCUCCAAGUACAUCGUGCGGCCGGUGGCGGCUGUCGAAGUUGGGAACCACGUCGUCUGGAGAUACCUUGGAGGCCGUCACCAGGCCACUCAGCGCGUGGCACCGGAAGACGCCCUGCUGCACCACUACCGCAUAUGCGAGUUCGGUGGCUUCGACUGCGUCAAGCAACCCUCCACAGUGGACCGAUCGGCGCUGCGCUUCAACACGUCACUUCUCGAGCGCGUGAACAGUGUGUGUGCACAGGCUUUUCCGGAUGGUAGACGCUGCCCCAAAGCUCCAGGCCUGGGAAGCCCUUGGUGACUGUGGAAGUAGUGGAAACCCCUCUCUCAUCGCGAAGUAGUAGCGGGUGCACGCAUGACGUGUUUUGCCUAUACGAACAGUUGCACAAUACAAGAGGAUGCGUGUUGUAGAACAGCUUCCUUAUAAAGCCGAGUUUGGACAUGUAGCGCUGUAUAAUUACUAACGCUAACUAACGCUGUAUAAAAGCACGCAGUCUAUAACUGUCCUCAAAGGUGGGAUAGCCCUGUGACGUUUACACGCACAGGAAAUCGGUGCAUGGUCGGUUUCACUUCCUUGCUUGUUCUCCUUCUACAGCUUAAUAAUGAAAACAGAGUUUUAUUUAGCGAGAGUGAACUGCACCAAUAAAAUUCAGGUUUUCCCAUUGAA